GGUUGGGUGAAUUCUCUUUUAUUUGAACUAUACUAUAUUGAUUGUUGCUGCAUAUACCUUACGAUAUGGAUCAGUAAAAUGCUGAACAUCCAAGUAUUUUGUGUUUUGUGUCUAACGAAAUUUACCACAAUUACCUCUAUGACAUUGCUCUGUGAUCCUUUGGAUAAUGUUUCCUAUCAUAAGCAACUUGACGAGUGUAUCCAAUGUGAAAAAUGUCCUGCUGGCUACGGAAAAAUUACAUUAGAGGAAUCUGACAUUGUAAUAGAUCCACCAUAUGGUUCUUCUAGCUGUAUACCAUGCCGCCCAUGCAAACCAGGGUAUUAUAGUGAUGUACAUGCAUACAAAUGUAAACUAUGUACCAUCUGCACAGAUUUAAACAAGUCUGAGCGCAAACAUUGUACAUCAAAGGAGGAUACAGUGUGUGGAGAACCGCAGUCAAUUGUUAAAAAGGACACAGUUGAAACAGAUGAAGGUGACGGACAUACGAUUUCUGUGGGAUUACAAUCAGAUACAAUUGCAGGAAUUGUGUCUGCAGUAAUAAUCAUAAUAAUAAUUAUAAUGAUAAUUGUUGGAGCAUUUGGAUAUAGAUACUGGAAAUCGAAAAGAGCUCAGCGUAGACAUGCUGUCCAGGCAGAAGCUGGACAAUACGGCUCUUACGACAAUGUGAUUUGCAGCGACAGUCCUCACCAAGAACAAGGAAAACAAUGUACUUAUAAGAAGCACGAUGAAAGAAAUAAUCAUUGUGAUACAGAAGACGAAGAAGAUGAUGAAACAAAAGCAUUAAUUCCACCAUCUGGACGCUAUCCGUUUCGACGGAAAAGGACGAGACUUUUUACAUAUCCUUUUUGUGAAUUUCAAGGUGAUGAUUCAGAAUCUGAUGAAAAUAUCUGUGAUAUUGAACAAGACUCAAAUUUAAGUCUUUCAAAACGGUAUUCGUAUCCUGAUGUGAGUUUUACAAAAGUAUCAGCACAAAGCAAUAUUCUAGAUUCUGGUUAUACAGAUUUUACAUCACGACAGGAACCACACAAAAUUCUUAUGUCUUUCAAUGUUCCGGAUAAAAACAGUGUGAUAGAAAAAGUGCAAACAUGGGAUUGUAAAUAUAAUUGGUCAGAAAAGAACAUUCACAGGAGCACUGUUUCAGCUUUCAAUUUUCUAGCAACAUAUGCAAGUGGUCAAAAGAGUGCUCUCCAGAAAGUUCAGCGGUGGGAAAAUAAAGAAGAGCUGUCAACAAAGUUUAUGAGUAAAGUAGCAAGAAACCUUGGUCCAAGAUACAAAUUCCGUAGUUUGGCCAGAGAAUUAGGAUUGUCUGACACUGAUCUUGUAAACAUUCAACAGAACUACAAGGACGAUGUUGUAGAGCAAGGAUACCAGGUUUUACUUAAACUAAAACAAAAAGAACUAAUUCAAAGAGAAAGUGACGUUAUCAAUAAAAUUCAUGAUUUAGGUUUCGAUGCAAUACUUGCUAAAAUUUAUUAACAUGAUACCUUAUUAAUUUUGAUCUCAUCGCAAGAGAUAGUGAAUAGAUUAGUCAUUGGGCAUAUCAAUUAGUAUUUUGUAGGUAGUCUUUACCUUUUGGGGGUCUUUUCUUGUUGUUAAACUAGUUACACAUGAUGUUUUUCUGAUUUCGGUUGGGGAGAUUCGCUGGUCAAUGUUUCUGCAAGAUCAACACGACUUUAUUUUGGUAACAAUUCACUUAAUUAUCAUGAGCGUAUUUUUUAUAAGCGUUUAUUGUUCAAUUUACACAUAUAGUUACAUGUUUAUUACAUAAUAUGAAAUAAAGACAAGUAAAAUCAAUAACAAUUCCUCUGUGGUGAUAUGGAUAUCAGUCACGGUUGCACAGUCUUUAUCAUACCACAUCAGGAAAAAAAAAACAUAUUUUGUGUAUACAUGAAAUGGCUUUUUUUAAUGUCACACACCCGAUCAACUGUAAACCAAAAUCAUCCUUCUAUCAGGGCUCUCAUGAUUAUAAUAGCUCAUCGGAUUGAUAUGGGUGUGUAAUUGAAAAAUCAAUCUAUGAUAUUCUCCUUUCAAUUUUUAUACGACCGCAAAAAAAUUUUUGUGGUCGUAUAUUGGUAUGACGUUGGCGUCGUCGUCGUCGUCGUCGUCGUCGUCGUCGUCGUCCGGCGUCGUCGUCCGAAUACACAUUAGUUUUCGCACUCUAACUUUAGUUUAAGUGAAUGGAUCUCAAUGAAAUUUUACCAUAGGGUUCAAUACGACAAAAGGAAGGUGGGGAUUGAUUUUGGGGGUUAUGGUACUAACAGUUAAGGAAUUAGGGGCCAAAAAGGGGCCAAAAAUAAGCAUUUUUGUAACUUCCAGACAUAACUUGUGUGUAAGUAUAUGGAUCUCUCUGACAUUGUACCACAAGGUUCCAUAUUACAAAGGGAAUACUGGGAUUGAUUUUGGGGGUAAUUGCCUCCAAAUUUUAGGAAUUAGGGGCCAAAAAGGGGCAAAAAACAAGCAUUUUUCUAGUUUCAUGACAAUAACUUGUGUGUAAGUGUAUGGAUCUCUCUGACAUUGUAUCACAAGGUUCCAUAUCACAAAGGGAAUACCGGGAUUGAUUUUUGGGGGUAAUUUCCUCCAAAUUUUGGGAAUUAGGGGCCAAAAAGGGGCAAAAAACAAGCAUUUUUCUAGUUUCAGGACAAUAACUUGUUUGUUAGUGUAUGGAUCUUUAUGAAAUUGUACUGCAAGGUUCCAUAUCACAAAGGGAAAGCUGGGUUGGAGUUUGGGGGUAAUUGCCCUAAAUGUUUAGGAAUUAGGGGCCAAAAAGGGACAAAAAAACAAGCAUUUUUCUAGUUUCCAGACAAUAACUUGUGUUCAAGUGAAUGGAUCUCUCUAAAAUUGUACUGCAAGGUACCAUACCACAAAGGGAAAGCUGGGAUUGAGUGUGGGGGCGAUGAAUCAUAAGGGGGUUCAAAAAAUUUGGGGGGGGGGAUUUUUUUUUCCUUUUUUUUCUUUAAAAUUUUCCAUUUUAAAUUGGUUAUUUCUGAUUUAUAUAUAAAAGCAAAUAAUAAUGAUAUGGUUUGAAUAGCAUACAUGUGAACCUCCCGACAGGUGUACAAUAAUCCUGUUUUCAGGAGUCUCCUCCUGACCUCCGGUUGAAGAGGAAAAUUAUAAUCCCGUGUAUGAAAUUUUUCAUGAAUGAAAAAUUUCUGCCCAACAUAUCAUCUCAGGCAUCUGGUGUAACUCACAUUACCUGAAGUUAUAUUUUACCUGUAAAUCAAUUAACAUGCAUAAUUAUAUGGCUUCACUUGUCAGCUUGGGUGUCAAACAUACUGGUAAUCAAUGAUUUUUUACCUCAGGCUAACUGCUGUUGUGUAACAAAAACUGUGUAUUUAUUGGGUUACUUCCCUUGAUUUAUCCUGUUUUAAGUUACUUUCCUUUUAAUAAUGAAAAUUUUUAAAAGAAUAUAAAUAAAAUAUAAAUUGAACAAAUAAUCAUAAAAGGAUGGUAAAUAAAUGAUUUUAAAUGUCUUAGGAAAAAUAAAAAAAUAAUAAUUUGAAAAUUAUUUGAGGAUUCUAUACUUCCUUUCAAGGCUUAAAUUGAAAUUUAUAUAAUAACUAUGACCCUUGUUUUACAGUUAGAAUGAUUUUCUGAGUAUGCAAACAAAAGCUAUUUGCAGAUAGUUAAACAAAUGUUCUGGUUGCAAUAAAUGUUUUAUAGAAUAUGAAGUAAAAAAUUUAAAGAACAUACUGAAAAAAAAAAUGUUAGAUUGAACAUGUAAAAUAUAAAGAUGGAGAAACUUUAUAAGUACAAGGGUACUAUAAACAUAAUAAAUUGGAUGGAAAGUUGAAGAAAACACACUUUAAAAGACCAUUUUUACAGCACACGGUUACAUUUACGACAAAAUUUAUGUCGAUUAAAAACCUCCUGAUCUGAGUCCUAAUCUCCUGACCAAAAUUUCCCAAUCUCCUGAUCUGAGUUUCACAGUCCAUCACAUGUAUGAAUAGGUAAAUUAAAAAAUUAUAAGUUCUUAGACCACUUUCAUUCUGUGUCAGAAACCUAUGCUGUGUCAAAUAUUUAAUUACAAUCCAAAUUCAGUGCUGUAUCAAGCUUGAAUGUUGUGUCCAUACUUGCCCCAACUGUUCAGGGUUUGACCUCUGCGGUCGUAUCUAGCUGCGCCCCAGCGGAGCAUUUUAUUAAAGCGUAUUAUUCCGUCUGACAAGAUCAUACAUUUUUUUUUGCCCUCGAUUGAAAUAAAUUCAUUAUAAAGAAGCUCCCCAACCGUUCAAAUAUAUAGUCCUUGAAUAUUAUUAUAUCAAUGUCAGAAUUUCUUUUAGUAUUAGUGUUCUUUAUUUCUUUAACAAAUUCCGCUGUCAUUUUAAUCGACGUUCCCGUCCGUCAUUGUUGUUUCGAAAAGACUCGCAUGGCUUUACUUUGCUUAUUAGUUUUGUUAUAAAAAAAAUAGUUGUAUUAAAGCUACAUGUACGUAAACUAUAACAUGCUUUUGGCAAUACUAUAUUUUUUAAAAUAUGCAGUUUAAAGAUUGUAUAAUGAAAUGUUUUGUUGUUGUUUUUAGUUUUUUAUAGACUUGUUUGUAAUGUUAAAGUUGCAUGUUUGUUACUUUUUAUGGGCAUUCCAUUUUAUGUUUUCAUUAAGUUUGCAUUAAGUUCAUAUUAAAAAAUAUUAUUGAACUAUA
Messenger RNA from Mytilus californianus (California mussel), 4636 nucleotides. RefSeq lists its product as uncharacterized. Gene Ontology annotation, molecular function: protein binding. The coding region runs from base 79 to 1476 and encodes 465 amino acids. Lineage: Eukaryota; Metazoa; Mollusca; Bivalvia; Mytilida; Mytilidae. The record is from RefSeq and is a predicted model, not a curated record. The transcript is spliced from 8 exons.